GAGACUACCCUUCUCCCCCCUCGUAUAUAAACUUGGGUUUCCCGGCGAUUUGUGAGAGAGAAAACAAAAGAGGGCAUAGAGAGCCAGAUAGAGAUAGAGAGAGAGAGAGAGAAACAAGAGAGAGAGGAUUUUCCAUUCGGAGAAAAAUUGCGAAGAGAGAGAGAGAGAGAGAGGACUCUGUGAUCUGAGAGUGGGCGGCUCUGAGUUUUCCGAUCAAUGGUGUAUACAGGGGGGUCGGAGGAGAGAACGAGAGUGGUGGCGGCUAAGUCGUCGUCGGCGGCGGCGGGGAUGAAUUCCGAGAGAGCGGCGAAGCCUCUGCACAAUUUCAGUUUGCCUUGGGAUUUGAAGUGGGGGAACCAGAGGCACCUGCGGUGCAUGAAGGUGGAUUCCGAUGGCGACGCGGCGGCGGAUUUUGAUCGGCGAUCGGCGGUGGGGGUGGUUCGGCGGCGGGGAGGGGAAUCGGAGGGGCUGUUCGACAGGCGGAGCAGGGUGAGGAGGCAGAGGAUCGAGAGAGCCGGCGACGGCGAAGAGGAGGAGGGGAUCGAGGCGGUGAGGGAGAAGCUCAUGUUUGAAUUCAAAACGGCGGCGGACAAGAUGAAAGACGCGAUUUUGAGAGGGGAGAAGGAAGAGGUGGAGGAGGAGGACGACCACGAGCCGGCGCCGGUUGCUGCUGCUGUUGUUACUGACGCGACGGCGGCGGCGGAGGAGGAGGACGCUGAGGCCGUGGCUGCGGAGGAGGGGGGAUCGUCGCCGGCGGCGGCGGCGGUGAGGCCGUGGAAUCUGAGGACGAGGAGGGCGGCGUGCAAGGCUCCAAUUGGCGGUGGUGGCGGCAAGGGGUUGAAAAUUGAGGAGAGGAAGACGAAUUACUCGCCGUUGAGGAGUGAGGGAAACAAUGGCGGCAAGUCACCGAGGCUGGUCCGAGGGGCUUCCGGUUCGGGUCUGGAGAAGGACGGGCCCAAGGAAAGGCCCAAGUUCUCACUCACGCUCUCCAAGAAGGAGAUCGAUGAGGAUUUCAUUCAGAUGCUCGGCCACCGCCCUCCCCGCCGCCCCAAGAAGCGGCCCAGAGCGGUGCAGAAGCAAUUGGAUGCUUUGUUUCCCGGUAUGUGGUUGACGGAGGUCUCAGCUGAUUCGUACAAGGUUCCUGAGUUCCCUGAAAAUGUCAAGAGGUAGCAAUUUGGAGCGCGUGCUGGGUUGUGUUGAUUGUUUCAAGGCUCUGUUUUCUGACUUCUGCUGCUGCCGGUAGCGCUAAUUAGUGGUAGGCCACAGUACACAUUGUGCAAUGGGAAUUUGAUGAAAGGUCAAAUCCCCUGCACUGCUUAAUGUUCAGUUGCUUUGGAACAAUGAUUUUGUUUGUUAAUUAUAAUUCAUCUUCUUUCUUCUUUUCUUAAUAAAUGUAAAUAAAGGUAAGCUUGGUGGCUGCUUUAUAUGGAACUAGUUAUAUGGAAUAGAAUACCUGUUCUAUGAUCUUGAUUUUGUGACUGUCUAAUGUUGAAGUUGCAUUAAUAUCAGUGUAUUCAGUGUUCAUCUUGA
Rosa chinensis is the source of this 1530-nucleotide messenger RNA. RefSeq lists its product as uncharacterized. The record is from RefSeq and is a predicted model, not a curated record. Lineage: Eukaryota; Viridiplantae; Streptophyta; Magnoliopsida; Rosales; Rosaceae. Bases 217 to 1170 code for a protein of 317 amino acids. The transcript has 3 exons.